Molecule: messenger RNA, 1116 nt
Organism: Coccidioides immitis RS
Lineage: Eukaryota; Fungi; Ascomycota; Eurotiomycetes; Onygenales; Onygenaceae
Product: killer toxin sensitivity protein
Exons: 3
Coding region: 76-1116 (346 amino acids)
Biological process (GO): tRNA wobble uridine modification
Cellular component (GO): elongator holoenzyme complex; cytosol; nucleus
Molecular function (GO): tRNA binding
Source: RefSeq, a predicted model, not a curated record
GGAUACUCAGGCAGCUCAGCUUUCCCAUAUCAUUUUGCACUGUCUGCGAUUUAUUUCUGAAAAUAAAAUAGGAGGAUGGCAUCUGGGAAUAGCAUAUCUCGUCGCCGGACGCAUAAUCUCCUGCUGUUGUCUUCGCUCUUGAAUCAACGAGACACAGCAUCUCCAUUGACACUGCUUCUGGACUCGUUGGAGCAGCCGGCCACACCAUUACUCAGGGAAUACAUACGACGGGCAAGGCUAUCCAAGUCGCAAGUAACUUUUGUCUCUUUUGAGACUUUCACACGCCCUGAAGGGGUGGACUCCUUUCUUUCUGCCACAAGGAAGAGUCCGAACGAGGUAGCAAAGGAAGUAGUGGCAUCCUUUCCGCCCCGGGAUGAUAAGUUUCCCGAUAAAAGAACUCUUGUGAUCAUCGACUCUAUUCAUCCGCUAGUAUGCCGCAAAGGUGCUGGCCAGGAGGUAAACGUAGCCGAAUUUCUGAGCAGUAUGCUCAGCGCUGCAAGUAAAAGAACGCAGAUCUCCCUGAUCGUUGUUUACCACCAAGAUAUGCCUGCUCCACGUAACUCCCUUCCUUAUUCACCAUCGCUGCUGUCUCUCUUAACAUACUUAGCAACAAGUAUCUUCACUGUCCACUCGCUAGCACAUGUGCUGGCCCGGAAAGCUGCAGCCGACAGGAGUAUGGUUACUCCAGUGUUUGGCCUUGAGGAAGAGAGGGACGGCGUUAUUAUUGGCCGACAGGACUCCGGUAAAAGGCUCGGAAAAAAUGACGGCAUUGUACUAGAGAUGGAGCACAGGCGAAAAAGUGGCAGAGGAGUUGUUGAAUGGUACUUUCUUCCUGCUGCAUCGCAGUACUCUCAAGGACAGGCACGGGAGGUGGCGAUACUGCUUGACGACCAUCCGCUUUACAAGCGGGAAGAAGAGCCUGGCCCGCCCACGGGAGAUGAAGAACCGGUGUCAACAUUCGAGCUUGGGCUCACGGAACGACAACGCAGAGAUAGAGAAAAUGUGGUCCUCCCGUAUUUCGAUGCGCAAAAGGGUGAAGGCCCAGGUGAAGGGGGGCGCAUUCUAUACGAGAUGGGAGAAGAGGAUGAUUUUGACGAGGAAGAAGAUGAAAUCUGA